AGCGUUGCUGCUUAAGCCUGGUGGCUGCGAUUCGGCGGCAUGUCAUCUUCUUCAUGCCAUACAUUGCUCCUCUGAGCGGGAGCGCUCCUUUGGGCGUUUCUGGCGCUCUUGGCUCUCUUUCUGGUUCGGUGUCGGAGCAUGCGGGCAGUUUUUGACCCGGACCUGUUGAAAAGGGACUUGGAAGCCAAGCUUCAGAGGUUGAUCGAGGAGGAGCGACAAGCUCAGAGUCGAGAGCGGGAUGGUCACCCGUAUCAUGCACUGAGUUUUCAAAUUCCCUGCCAAGCUGGAGAGGUGCUACCCUCCGAGCUAGUGCCGGUCCAUCAAAGAUGCUCUGCAGGGACGCCCAGCUUCGACCCGCUAGCAGCUCUGAUGGAGCCACCGCCUUCUUUGGGAACUCGUGGACAUCCGAAUAGGUGCAAGCCGGCCUGCCGCUUUUUUAGACGAAGAGGCGGGUGCAGAGAUGGUGUCAAUUGCAAAUUCUGUCACGAGUGCGUUGUCUCGGAGCCUGAGCCGAGCUACAUUGGCAUGGCCGCGUGCAAGCAUGGCUCAGCGUUCACAGCUCCAAGUGGACCAGUUCCACCAGGCGCUAUGAAAAGACCAGCCGCUUUGGAGGAGUACCCAUCCGAGGGCUCCAAAGGACAUCCCCUGACUUGUGCGCCCGCCUGCAAGUACAACUCCAAGUCCAAAGGAUGCAAAGACGGAGCGAAUUGCGACCACUGCCACUUAUGCAGAUGGAGGCGUCAUGCCUCCGGUAGCAGCGGCGGGGGCUAUACUCUGGACACGCACACCACUUUUGUUUGAGGCAGUGACACAGUAUUGCACUAUAGUUCAAUUUGUGCUGCUUCUCGCGCUCGUAAAUUCAAGGAGUCUAAUGGAAACUCCUUGCGACCUUCGGGAUGCAAACACUCCAUGCUGCAAGUUGGAGAUGCGGAGUGGCCGCGCUAAAUCCAGUGCUUUUCA
Molecule: messenger RNA, 960 nt
Organism: Effrenium voratum
Lineage: Eukaryota; Dinophyceae; Suessiales; Symbiodiniaceae
Source: the annotation of a GenBank genome assembly